CCUCACCUCUCUCCUCUCUCCAUCAACUUCCCACCUUUCUUUCCAUUUUUUUAAUUUUUUUCUUUUUCAAGAACUAUCAGUUUAUUUGGUGAAUAUGAAAAGAUCAUCAACAACUUCAAAGAAAGGUAGUAGUGUUGAAAACAGAGGGUAUAAAUGCAAUGAUGAGCCAAUCAUUGAUUGGGAGCUGAGGCCUGGUGGUAUGCUUGUUCAGAAGAGAGGUGGUGUUGUUGAGUCUGAUGGCGGUGGUGGUUGUGGAGGUCCAAUGAUCAAGAUCAAGGUCUCUCAUGGCUCAUCUCACCAUGAUAUCACCAUCCCUGCUCAAUCCACUUUUGGGGAUCUCAAAAGGGUUCUUGCCCAUGAAACUGGACUAGAGCCUAAGGAGCAGAGGUUGUUGUUUAGAGGGAAAGAAAAGGAUGAUGAGGAAUGUUUGCACAUGGUGGGUGUAGUAGACUUGUCAAAGGUGAUACUAUUGGAAGACCCGGCUAGCAAAGAGAGGAAACUCGAGGAGAUGAAGAGAAAUCAACAUGUAUUAAAUGCCUACAAAGCUGUUGCCAAUGUAAGGGUUGAGGUUGACAAGCUCUCAGACAAGGUCGUUGCCUUGGAGACGGCUGUUCAAAAUGGCAUGAAGGUCGCGGACAAGGAAUUUGUUGUCUUGACAGAGUUGCUCAUGGUGCAGUUGCUUAAAUUAGACACAAUCGAGGCUGAUGGAGAAGCAAAAGUGCAGAGGCGAAUUGAGGUUCAUCGUGUCCAGAGUUUUGUGGAUGCACUUGACAAUCUCAAGGCAAGUAAUUCAAAUCCUGCAUUUAGAAAUUCUAAUCCUUUUAGCAACAGCAUCAACGCUGUGUCGGUGUCAACCAAGUGGGAGGCAUUUGAUUCGGGAGUAGGGAGUCUCGCUCCAAACCAAAGACAAUCGUCUACAAAAAUCACUCAGGAUUGGGAAUUGUUUGAAUAAUUGAACAUUUCUAGCAGCCGUUUUCGUGUUUUUGUAUAAUCUCAUAUCGAAAGAGUUUGUAUAAAUGGAUCGUUCCUAGCCAGUCGUUUUUGUGUUUUUGAUUGUGGAUGGAUAUGCUUACUUGGUACUAGGAAGAGGAACAGGCCUUCAUGAAUAAUGUGUGGAAUGUUGUUUGUACUUGCCAUUUUGAAAACACUACUGAGAUCUUUUGUAUACUUGACUUUUCUGCUUUGUUAUAGGAAGGAAGACAGUUUUCAAUGUCCAUGUGGAAUUUGUUUUGUUCUCUGCAAAAAAAGGAAGUUACAUUAUUCAAGCUUUAA
Camellia sinensis is the source of this 1272-nucleotide messenger RNA. NCBI's taxonomy places the organism in Eukaryota, Viridiplantae, Streptophyta, Magnoliopsida, Ericales, Theaceae. The record is from RefSeq and is a predicted model, not a curated record.